Phytophthora infestans T30-4 is the source of this 1704-nucleotide messenger RNA. Its product is annotated as adenylate cyclase, putative. Gene Ontology annotation, biological process: cyclic nucleotide biosynthetic process; intracellular signal transduction. The record is from RefSeq and is a predicted model, not a curated record. Bases 1 to 1704 code for a protein of 567 amino acids. NCBI's taxonomy places the organism in Eukaryota, Oomycota, Peronosporomycetes, Peronosporales, Peronosporaceae. The transcript has a single exon.
AUGGAUGAUUCGACUCACUACGACUGGACUCUUACGUAUGUGAUUGUGUUGGCAGUGGCCACAGCCACAACGGGUACGACGUUGCUGCUCUCUUUCAAGCACAUUAAGGUCGGCGACUCGGCUGUGCAGUACAUCACGUACUCAGUGAGUCGCCUGUACUUCAUCUACUCGUUUGCGCGGCUGCUGCUUUACGUGGGUGUAUUCAGUAAUUUUGACGGAUUGCGGGACACUCUGGACGCACUGGAUGAUGGAGAAUUAAUGGGAGCGCGUGCAAUUUAUUCAGACGGCAAGGAGUUCAAAGCUCUAGCUGUUGCGGUCACCAUGAUCGGAGACUGUGCCCUACUGUGUACGGCAUUUUUCAUCACAACGUUGGCCUACGAAAUGAAGCGCCUGAUUAUCAAGUCCAUGGACCGCGGACCCAAACGCGAGCGUGCCAUCAUUAGCCAGUACCGGCUCCGUGCGUCGGUUAUGACGGUAAUUUUCGCUAUAUUGAUGGCGGUAUCUGCCCUCCUGCCAUCGGCCAAAUCGAAGGUGUUGCAAACUGCUGCCUUUUGGUUUGAACUGGUCUUCAUCUGGGUUUCUGUACUGUACCCUUUGUACGCUACAAUAUGGAUCUCACGCCAAAAACGCGCUCGAAGUGCGGUGGACUCAGCGUCACUAUUGCUCCACCAACGCAUCAAGACGUUCGUUAUCGUUUACUGUGUACUGGCGUUCCCUUCCUGUGUAGUGGAGGUACUGCUUCGCCUUAUCGAUGACCUCGCGAUGGAAUGGGUCGGUCUGACUCGGAUUCUCUUCUACCUGUCCGGGGCAGGCACAGCAUUUGCCAUCGGUAUCAGUGUUACGUGCUGCUAUCGUGCUUUGCGUCCUCUGAUGCCUUCCUCGGUGUACGAACAGCUUCUGGAAGGUGGCUAUUUUCAGGAUGAUCUGGAGAUGGACGUGAUCGUGGAAGCUCCUACCCGUCGACCGGUCUUCGUGGUCACCGACAUUGAAGGCUCCAGUCGACUUUGGGCCGACAACCCGCAGGCCAUGGCCGAUGCGCAAUCAAUUCAUGACGACUUGUUACGUCAACAACUGCCUCGAUUUCGAGGCUACGAGAUCACAACGGCGGGUGAUUCCUUUCAGCUAGCGUUCCAUUGUGUCCGGGACGCCAUCGGCUGGUGUGUCAGCGUACAAGAGAAGCUGCUGAAGGCGCCGUGGCCGUCAGCGUUGCUCAAAUACGACAACGCAGCGCGAGUGUACGAUAUCUGGACGCGACUUCUUUUCAACGGACUUCGAGUGCGCAUGGCAAUCCACGACGGCGACGAACGGUUGGUGUGCUCGAGGCAUCCGACCACAGGCAAGAUGACCUAUCUGGGACUCAGCGAGAUGAUGGCGCGCGAGAUGAGCGAGAUGGGGCAAGGCGGACAGAUCGUCAUGAGCGAAUCGGCUCUUGCAGUCUACAAGGACGAGCUGCUGCAGACGUCGCCAAGUGGUGGAACGGCCGAAGAGAAGCUCAAAGUGCAGCCGUUCCCGACAAAGUUCGAGCAGCCGGAAUGGGGAAUUUCGCUCCAAAUGCACGAGGUGGUGUCCACUCGAAUAGGAGACCGCUUCCACUCUCGAUAUAGCGAGAGACUGCGGUUCCUGCCGCACUUCUGGAGUGACGAUGCGUCCACACGCACCCGUCGCGACAAAACAGACAGGACAUGUCCACCCAGGUCGUGUUGA